CCCCCCCCCCCCCCCACCCCCCCCCCCCCCCACCCCCCCCCCCCCCCACCCCCCCCCCCCCCCACCCCCCCCCCCCCCCACCCCCCCCCCCCCCCACCCCCCCCCCCCCCCACCCCCCCCCCCCCCCACCCCCCCCCCCCCCCACCCCCCCCCCCCCCCACCCCCCCCCCCCCCCACCCCCCCCCCCCCCCACCCCCCCCCCCCCCCACCCCCCCCCCCCCCCACCCCCCCCCCCCCCCACCCCCCCCCCCCCCCACCCCCCCCCCCCCCCACCCCCCCCCCCCCCCACCCCCCCCCCCCCCCACCCCCCCCCCCCCCCACCCCCCCCCCCCCCCACCCCCCCCCCCCCCCACCCCCCCCCCCCCCCACCCCCCCCCCCCCCCACCCCCCCCCCCCCCCACCCCCCCCCCCCCCCACCCCCCCCCCCCCCCACCCCCCCCCCCCCCCACCCCCCCCCCCCCCCACCCCCCCCCCCCCCCACCCCCCCCCCCCCCCACCCCCCCCCCCCCCCACCCCCCCCCCCCCCCACCCCCCCCCCCCCCCACCCCCCCCCCCCCCCACCCCCCCCCCCCCCCACCCCCCCCCCCCCCCACCCCCCCCCCCCCCCACCCCCCCCCCCCCCCACCCCCCCCCCCCCCCACCCCCCCCCCCCCCCACCCCCCCCCCCCCCCACCCCCCCCCCCCCCCACCCCCCCCCCCCCCCACCCCCCCCCCCCCCCACCCCCCCCCCCCCCCACCCCCCCCCCCCCCCACCCCCCCCCCCCCCCACCCCCCCCCCCCCCCACCCCCCCCCCCCCCCACCCCCCCCCCCCCCCACCCCCCCCCCCCCCCACCCCCCCCCCCCCCCACCCCCCCCCCCCCCCACCCCCCCCCCCCCCCACCCCCCCCCCCCCCCACCCCCCCCCCCCCCCACCCCCCCCCCCCCCCACCCCCCCCCCCCCCCACCCCCCCCCCCCCCCACCCCCCCCCCCCCCCACCCCCCCCCCCCCCCACCCCCCCCCCCCCCCACCCCCCCCCCCCCCCACCCCCCCCCCCCCCCACCCCCCCCCCCCCCCACCCCCCCCCCCCCCCACCCCCCCCCCCCCCCACCCCCCCCCCCCCCCACCCCCCCCCCCCCCCACCCCCCCCCCCCCCCACCCCCCCCCCCCCCCACCCCCCCACCCCCCCCCCCCCCCACCCCCCCCCCCCCCCACCCCCCCCCCCCCCCACCCCCCCCCCCCCCCACCCCCCCCCCCCCCCACCCCCCCCCCCCCCCACCCCCCCCCCCCCCCACCCCCCCCCCCCCCCACCCCCCCCCCCCCCCACCCCCCCCCCCCCCCACCCCCCCCCCCCCCCACCCCCCCCCCCCCCCACCCCCCCCCCCCCCCACCCCCCCCCCCCCCCACCCCCCCCCCCCCCCACCCCCCCCCCCCCCCACCCCCCCCCCCCCCCACCCCCCCCCCCCCCCACCCCCCCCCCCCCCCACCCCCCCCCCCCCCCACCCCCCCCCCCCCCCACCCCCCCCCCCCCCCACCCCCCCCCCCCCCCACCCCCCCCCCCCCCCACCCCCCCCCCCCCCCACCCCCCCCCCCCCCCACCCCCCCCCCCCCCCACCCCCCCCCCCCCCCACCCCCCCCCCCCCCCACCCCCCCCCCCCCCCACCCCCCCCCCCCCCCACCCCCCCCCCCCCCCACCCCCCCCCCCCCCCACCCCCCCCCCCCCCCACCCCCCCCCCCCCCCACCCCCCCCCCCCCCCACCCCCCCCCCCCCCCACCCCCCCCCCCCCCCACCCCCCCC
This is a messenger RNA of Sphaerodactylus townsendi, 1776 nucleotides long. RefSeq names its product basic proline-rich protein-like. The annotation marks the transcript as partial. Lineage: Eukaryota; Metazoa; Chordata; Lepidosauria; Squamata; Sphaerodactylidae. The record is from RefSeq and is a predicted model, not a curated record. The transcript is spliced from 2 exons.